Molecule: messenger RNA, 351 nt
Organism: Apaloderma vittatum (bar-tailed trogon)
Lineage: Eukaryota; Metazoa; Chordata; Aves; Trogoniformes; Trogonidae
Product: phospholipid-metabolizing enzyme A-C1-like
Exons: 1
Biological process (GO): N-acylphosphatidylethanolamine metabolic process
Cellular component (GO): cytoplasm
Molecular function (GO): glycerophospholipid phospholipase A1 activity; A2-type glycerophospholipase activity
Source: RefSeq, a predicted model, not a curated record
ACAGUGGGGGCUCCCCGUCGUGGCCCUGAGCCCAGGGACUUGAUCAAGAUCUUCCAGCCAGCUUACCACCACUGGACCGUCUACCUGGGGGAUGGGUACGUUGUCAAUGCAGUACCCACAGAUGAAGGGCCCCCAGCCUCAAUCAGCAGUGCCAUGUCAGUGUUCAGCAGAAAGGCCCAGGUGAGGAUGCAGCUCCUGAAGGACACGGUGGGAAACGAUACCUACUGUGUCAACAACAAGUAUGACAGCACCUACGACCCUUUCCUGGUGAGGAGGAUCAUCCAGCAAGCCCAGUACUUCAUUGACCAGGAGGUGUCCCACGACCUGUUCAGUGACAACUGUGAGCACUGA